This is a messenger RNA of Paramormyrops kingsleyae, 1756 nucleotides long. It is a transcript of the gene bnip3, whose product is annotated as BCL2 interacting protein 3. The record is from RefSeq and is a predicted model, not a curated record. Gene Ontology annotation, biological process: positive regulation of apoptotic process; mitochondrial outer membrane permeabilization. NCBI's taxonomy places the organism in Eukaryota, Metazoa, Chordata, Actinopteri, Osteoglossiformes, Mormyridae. Gene Ontology annotation, cellular component: nuclear envelope; mitochondrial envelope; endoplasmic reticulum.
CAAGCGUGACUCGCCUCUUUGCGGGGCCAAUAACGCCGCUUUCAAUGGGCAGGCAGUGAGUUGCGUCAGUGACCGUGUGCAGUUUUUGUUUUUAUCAAACGAUACCGAGCACGGUGCUGCUCGCCUGCCGUGGCAAUAGGAAGAAAGGCGUGGAUUUUGGGGCAGUAGAGCCCUUUUGACACCGGUGGGCUUUCGAUCCAGAAAAUACGCCCAAUAACAGGCGGAUUGUUUAUAUUGCUAUAUUCUGGGAAAUUUGCAUCGGGAUAACAUUGUCGUAUAGUGUUGUCACCUGACAGUCGAUUUAAACAAUAUCAUGUCGACCGAGAAGCAAAGUAUCCCCGAGGCCAAUUUACAAGGGUCUUGGGUGGAGCUGCACUUCAGCAACGGGGGCGGCCAGGGGGAAGAGCAGGUGUCCGCCUCCGUGCACAGCGGAGACAUGGAAAAAAUGCUGCUGGACGCGCAGCACGAAUCCGGCCGCAGCAGCUCCAGAGGAAGCCUGCCCUGCGACAGUCCCCCAAGACCCCAGACGCCACAGGCUCAGAGAAGCUCAGAGGCACACAGUACCGGGGAGAAGAAUAGUUUUCAGUCUGAAGAAGAUUAUCUCGAGAGGAGACAAGAAGUGGAGACCAUCAUGAAGAAGAACGCCGACUGGAUCUGGGACUGGUCUAGUCGCCCGGAAAACAUGCCACCCAAAGAGUUCCUGUUCAGACACCCCAAGAGGUCUGGCACCCUCAGCAUGAGGAACACCCGGGUUAUGAAGAAGGGAGGCAUUUUCUCUGCAGAGUUCCUCAAGGUCUUCCUGCCAUCGCUGCUCAUCUCGCACAUACUGGCCUUGGGUCUCGGGGUCUACAUUGGAAGACGGCUGACCAGCCCCACCAGCAUGUUGUAAGGAUGCGCUAUCCAGGUGGGAUGCAUCCAUCAUCGUUCCCUUCGGCCUGCGAAGCACCCCCCCCACCCCCACCGAGUGAUGCUUUGUAGAUUCCAGUAGGCACGGUGUGAGCCAACCCUCCCCCCAAGGCCUUGCAGCGCUCGUGUUCUCGUGGAUUCUGUCGCCCCGGUAACCGCUUCGCACUCUCGGGCGGCUCCUCUGUAAAGUCCCCUCAUCCACCCCCUGUGCCACCACGCCCCUGAGGGUUCCCCCCCCACCCCCCCACCAGUGUCAUCUUCAGAACCACCGUCGAGCACUGGCGUUAAUCGGGUAAAUGUUCGUGCCAUUAACGUUGGGUAGAGGGGCAUCUGGUCUUGAGUGACAUUUGUAAUGGGAUGCUGGGCUUGAUGUUGGGACAUUUCUUGCUGGUAAAAAAACAACAACAAAUGCCCAAGGAGGUUAUAGCACAGGACAUGGAGUAAAAGCUACAUGUCAAACAACUCCUUCAUAAUCUCUGAUCCUAAGAACCAAACUCAAACCACCAAAGGAUUAUUAUUACUGAGGAAAGGAUGACAGAAGUCUGCCCAGCAACUGAAUGGAAGCUGCAGUAGUAACUGGGUCAAAUGCGUACCAUGCUGGUCAGUCUGGACGUACUUUCAGAUGUCAGGUUACAGACUCAGGAUUGUGACAAUUAUCUUAUACAGCAACUCGCCAGAAGUCAUCUGAAUGUUAACUAGCAUCAUCUGUAUAGCAGCCAGUAGUCAGCAUAUGUGAAUGUAAAGCAGGAAGACCAUCAAACGCUUUAGGCUUGACGUUUCAUAGCAGUUUUGUAGGAAUGUUGGAAACUGUAAUCGUUACGUAAAAAAAUAAAACAAACUGCACAGCAGA